Molecule: messenger RNA, 3135 nt
Organism: Trichoplusia ni (cabbage looper)
Lineage: Eukaryota; Metazoa; Arthropoda; Insecta; Lepidoptera; Noctuidae
Gene: Dis3
Product: exosome complex exonuclease RRP44
Exons: 15
Coding region: 152-3091 (979 amino acids)
Biological process (GO): rRNA catabolic process
Cellular component (GO): cytoplasmic exosome (RNase complex); nuclear exosome (RNase complex)
Molecular function (GO): endonuclease activity; RNA binding; 3'-5'-RNA exonuclease activity
Source: RefSeq, a predicted model, not a curated record
AAUCUGUGGACCUAGUUCACUCAGUCACUGACGUAUUGAAUGUUUAUUAUUGUGAUCGUAAAUUACACAUUGUUUUACUCAUUUAUAUGAAAGCAAAACCUAUGGAUAGUAUUUAAGUCAUAAAAGUACAAGAAAUUCAUGAACAAUAAUCAUGUGGACUACAAAAACCUUCUUGACGAAAACAAAGCGCGGUAACAUUAUAAAAAUUGUGAGGGAACAUUACUUACGCGAUGAUCUACUGUGUGGGUCUGCCGCUUGUAACACUUGCCCCCAUAGAGACGACGAGUUAGUUUUGGAUAGCGAUCCGGAGUCUAUAUGUGCUCUAUUUGACUAUCCACAUUAUUUAAUUCUCGACACUAAUGUUGUGCUGCAUCAAAUCGAUGUUCUGGAAGAAGAUGCAUUGAAAAACGUGAUUAUUUUACAAACUGUGCUUGAAGAAGUUAAGCAUCAAAACACAGCUGUAUUUCAAAGGCUUUUAGAAGUUAUUGGCAACAAGAAAAGGAAAUUCUUUUCAUUUGUCAAUGAACAUCACAAGGACACUUAUGUUGAAAGAAACCCAGGUGAAAAGCCAAAUGACCGCAAUGACAGAGCUAUACGUAGAGCAUCAGCCUGGUACGAAUCUCAUCUGAGUAUCAACAGUGCAGUGGGCAAGUUCCCUAAGAUUGUGUUGCUUACGGAUGACGAAAUUAACCGCAAACUUGCACAAGAAGAGGGCAUUGUUUGUUGCACUGUCAAAGAUUAUGUGGAAAACAUAACCAGUGCUAUUGGACUCGUUGACAAAUUAUCCAAGAAUGUGAUACCGGAGACCUGUGCUAAGGAUGCGUUGUACCCGGCACAUCUCACACCAGCUCAGAUACAUGCUGGUGUUAGAAAUGGAAAGCUGCACCAGGGAACAUUCCGUGCUUCCCGGUAUAACUACCUUGAGGGUACUGCAGUUGUUAACGGGUAUGAGAAACCUAUUCUCUUACAAGGACAUAUAGGCAUAAACAGAGCUGUAGAUGGUGACUCAGUAGCCAUAGAAAUAUUCCCUGAAGAAGAAUGGAGAAGGCCAAGUGACAUAGUUCUGGAAGACAAAGCUGAUGAUCCUGGGGACCUUCUAGAAGAAGAGGCCGAACUGCUUAAGACUGUUAAGCCAGUUGAUAAGAGUGAUGAUGAAAUAACACCCACUGGUAAAGUUGUUGGGAUCAUACGGAGAAAAUGGCGGCAGUAUUGUGGUGUAUUAAUGCCGAGCACCUUCCCAGGCGCGACCCGCCACCUGUUCACUCCGGCGGAGAAGUGCAUCCCGCGCGUGCGGCUCGAGACCCGCCAGAGCCACGUGCUCGCCUCGCAGCGGAUACUCGUCGCGCUCGACUCCUGGCCAAGGAACAGCAGAUACCCGCUCGGACACUUCGUCAGGGCCCUCGGACCUAUUGGUGACAAGGACGCAGAGAAUGAGGUGAUUUUGUUGGAGCACGACGUACCUCACGCCCGAUUCAGCGAGGCCGUGCUGGCGUGCUUACCACCCGAUGACUGGACCAUUCCCGAGGAGGAAAUAAAAAAACGCGUCGACCUGCGCUCAGAGUGUAUUUGUUCUGUUGACCCGCCCGGGUGUACAGACAUUGAUGACGCUCUACACGCCAAGCCCAUUCCUGGGCAAACAGCUGACGGCCUGGACAAGUACGAGGUUGGCGUCCAUAUUGCUGACGUCACGUACUUCGUGAGGCCUAACACUGCGCUUGAUAAGGAGGCUGCGAGUAGAUCUACUACCGUGUAUCUAGUUGAUAGAAGAAUUGAUAUGGUGCCAGAAUUGCUCAGUUCUAAUUUAUGUUCGCUGCGCGGCGGUGAGGAGCGCUUAGCGUUCUCCUGCGUUUGGGAAAUAGAUGAGAAUGCCAACGUUUUGAGCACAAAGUUCCACAAGAGUGUCAUUAAAUCUGCAUCAGCGAUGACAUACGAAGAGGCUCAGAUUGCGAUCGAUGACAAAUCUCGUAAAGAUAAAAUAGUUUCAUCACUUCGCAUUCUCAAUGCCUUAGCCAAGAAACUCAAGAAGAAACGUCUGGAUAAUGGAGCAUUGCUACUUGCGUCCCCCGAAAUCAGAUUUCAGGUGGACUCGGAAACCCACGAUCCCGUGGAGGUCGAAGCUAAGAAGAUAAUGGACACAAACUCCAUGGUGGAAGAGUUCAUGUUGUUGGCGAACAUUAGUGUGGCGCAACAGUUGGCCGCGGACUUCCCGCAGUGCGCGCUCUUACGUAGACACCCAGCCCCGCCGCCCGCUAACUUCGCGUCCUUCCUUAAGGCUGCUAAGCAACAGGGUUUCGAAUUAGACGUAUCGACGAACAAAUCGUUCUCAGCAUCUUUGGACAAAGCGGUGAUCCCUGGGCGUCCGUUCUUCAACACGUUACUGCGUAUAAUGGCGACGCGUUGCAUGCAGCAAGCUCAGUACUUCUCGAGUGGAACGAAGUCAUUUGAAGAGUAUUAUCACUACGGUCUCGCCUGCCCUAUAUACACGCAUUUUACCUCGCCUAUUAGACGUUACGCAGACGUGAUAGUCCACCGCCUGCUAGCGGCCUGCACGGGCAGCGACGCGACGCACGCCGAGCUGCUGGACACGCGCGCGGCCGCCGCGCUCUGCGACAACCUCAACUACAGGCAUCGCCAGGCGCAGUACGCGGGCAGGGCCUCCGUAGCACUCAACACACAUAUCCUGUUCAACGAGCGCGUUGAGAUAGACUCGGCGGUGGUGUUGUCCGUCAAACGUAACGCGCUACAAGUGCUCAUACCGAAGUACGGACUUGAAGGCCCGCUGUACCUACCCUCGGAUAAGUUUAAUUAUAAUGAAGAGGAACACACCCAAACAUGCGAUGACGUAGUUCUGAAGACAUUUGAUGAGCUAACUGUCCGACUCAGUCUAGACAGCACAAACCUGCAACACAGGAAACUAGCCAUCCAACUAGUCAAGCCUCACAUACCAGGGUUCAGUUACGAAGGUCAAGAACAGGCGGAAACUAUGGAAGUCAUAGAGAUUGAUGAUGAUGAUGUGCCAGAAGUCAAGGACGCCAAGAAGAGAAAAGAAAAGACAGUCAAUAAAGGCAAUAAGAAGAAAUCUAGGAAGUAGGGUAGUACCAAUGUAUAAAUAAAUGUUUUUUUUAAUAUAUUUUA